AUGGCACCCUCAAAGACCACUACUACUGCUCUUGCUGCUAAACCUGUGAAGUUUUACGUUGAUUUCUCAAAACCGGCUGGUGAUGGAGUUUUCGAUGGACCUGCUUUUGAAAAGUUCCUUCACGAUCGAAUCAAAGUUGAUGGACGUGCUGGACAACUAGGUGAUAAGAUCAAGAUUGAAACUGAGGGUACCUACAAACUCUCUGUUUCUUCUACUAUCCCUUUCUCUAAGAGAUACCUUAAAUACUUGACCAAGAAGUUCCUCAAGAAGCACCAAAUCCGAAAUUACAUUCGGGUCAUUGCCUCUAGCAAGAACACUUAUGAACUCAAGUACUUCUUAGCUGACCAAGAUGACGAAGCAGAUGAGGAAUAG
This is a messenger RNA of Melampsora larici-populina 98AG31, 372 nucleotides long. RefSeq lists its product as uncharacterized. The record is from RefSeq and is a predicted model, not a curated record. Bases 1 to 372 code for a protein of 123 amino acids. Gene Ontology annotation, biological process: cytoplasmic translation. Gene Ontology annotation, cellular component: ribosome. Gene Ontology annotation, molecular function: structural constituent of ribosome; RNA binding. NCBI's taxonomy places the organism in Eukaryota, Fungi, Basidiomycota, Pucciniomycetes, Pucciniales, Melampsoraceae. The transcript is spliced from 4 exons.